AUGGAAGCAUUGGAUCCAUCAAGAAAAUCAGGAGAUUAUGGAAUAUGCAGUGCAAUUUUAAUUACAAUUUCAUACUUGUUCAUUAUGAUUACAUUUCCUUUUUCAUUAUUUUUCUGUAUUAAAGUUGUAGCGGAAUAUGAACGAGCAGUUAUAUUUCGAUUAGGACGAAUUCUACCGAAAGGUGCACGUGGACCUGGUCUCUUCUUUAUUGCACCAUGUAUUGAUUCAAUUCGUAAAGUUGAUUUACGAACAGUGACAUUUGAUGUUCCACCUCAAGAAGUUCUUACAAAAGAUUCAGUGAUUGCUGCUGAAGGUGAAGAAAAAUCAUCGGUUGCUUUGAAACAAGCUGCCGACGUUAUAAAAACAUCACCAUUCGCCCUGCAAUUACGUUAUUUACAAACAUUAAGUGCCAUUUCAGCGGAGAAAAAUUCCACCAUAAUAUUUCCUCUACCAAUUGAUAUGUUAGUGAAUUUAUUUCAUCGAUGAAAGAAAGAAACAGGGAAAUUUAAAAAUUUUUUUACAAAAUGACAAACAAACCAUUGAAAUGUAACAAUCAU
Messenger RNA from Schistosoma turkestanicum, 557 nucleotides. The record is from the annotation of a GenBank genome assembly. NCBI's taxonomy places the organism in Eukaryota, Metazoa, Platyhelminthes, Trematoda, Strigeidida, Schistosomatidae.